This is a messenger RNA of Cryptotermes secundus, 3125 nucleotides long. Its product is annotated as solute carrier family 25 member 40. Lineage: Eukaryota; Metazoa; Arthropoda; Insecta; Blattodea; Kalotermitidae. Bases 814 to 1878 code for a protein of 354 amino acids. The record is from RefSeq and is a predicted model, not a curated record. The transcript has 8 exons. Gene Ontology annotation, biological process: mitochondrial transmembrane transport.
GGGUUGUCGUGGGCGUUUCUGCUCCUGUGUCUAUAAGUCAUGAAUUUUCUUGCGCAUUACAACUUUCUGUCGUAGGUUAGUGUGAGAGAAAGUCUGUACUGCCUGACUGAUGAAGGUUAAAAUCCUGUGACUUGUUAUAUUAGGCCAUGAAGGACGAAAAUCGUGGAAUACGGGUAAAGCCUGGAACUCCGUACCAGACCGCCCCAGCACUUUGAGUUUUAGAACGAAAAUCAGGAUCAUCUGCGGUCUCAAGUCUGUCUUCUUAUCACACGUUAGUGGCCGAAAGCUAUUUCGAUCCAUCAUAGACUUUAGACGAACUUCAUCACUACUGUUCAAGUUUGCAAAUAAAAUCAUGUGAACAGGGUUCACAGUCCAUGAAUGAAGACAAAUACCCGGGAAUCGGUUGAUUAUAACAAAGAAAUCUGUAACUGUGGCACAGCAGCUGUUUUGUUUUGUGGAAAUUUUCUGUGGACUUUGCUACCACAGGCCAGAUGUAAUGGACAGCAUCGGAAUUACUGACCAGCGUGUAGGAUCCGUGUUGUAUAGGCAUUAUCAUUUCGUGUUUGCACCAGGUAGUGAUCCAUGGCGCAUACAGUUUACAAAGAGUGUUACAGAUCGCUACAGAUCUAGGAAGCAGUGACCGGAAGGGGCAGCGUAGUAAAAAUGGAGGGCUGUAUUGUUGUGUGUUGUGCUCUCUCUCUUAAUCAUUAUGUAAUAUUUCUCGAAACUUAUGGUGAUCCUUUGUGAAAACGUGUGGGUCGUUUAAUGAAUUAUUAUUUAAUAUAUUAACAUAUAUUUUGUUUCUCAACCGUUAUGUCAAAAUACGAGCGAGAAUGUCAAGGUUUGGACGACCCACGAUUUCGAAUUUCUAUGACCCAACAAAUGGCAGCAUCAUGUACCGGAGCCCUAAUUACAUCAUUAUUGAUGACGCCAUUUGAUGUCGUAAAAAUUCGCCUUCAAGCUCAGCAAAAAACGCAACUUUCUAACAAAUGUUUCUUGUACUGCAAUGGGCUCAUGGAUCAUCUCUGUCCUUGUAUAAAUCCCAAUGGACCAGGUCAACCAUCUUCUCAGACAUCACAGUUUUGGUAUCACCGCCCUGGUCACUUCACUGGCACUAUGGACGCAAUUAUAAAGAUAGCCCGCAAUGAAGGACCACUGUCUCUGUGGAGUGGGCUAAGUCCAACAAUUGUGCUUGCUGUCCCUGCCACAGUUGUAUACUUUGUAACAUACGAGAAUCUUCGCCUCCUCAUCAAGGAUAGACAUGGUGGCGUACAGCCUCACUGGGGCCCUCUUAUGGCUGGAGCAACAGCCCGGUUCUGGGCUGUAACAUUAGUUAGUCCACUUGAGCUGAUACGUACAAAAAUGCAGUCCAAGAAAGUUAGUUACCAAGAGAUGCGUCAAGCAUUGAAGAGCUUACUUCAGUACCAUGGCAUACGGGGCCUGUUUAAAGGUUUGGGCUCAACCCUACUCCGAGAUGUUCCAUUCUCAGGUAUAUACUGGUUCCACUAUGAGAAGAUCAAGGGAAUUUUAUCACCAGGUGUUCCUUCAUUUGGUGUCAGUUUUGUUGCUGGGGCAGCUGCAGGCUCCAUUGCAUCAGUUGCAACCAACCCUUUUGAUGUUGUGAAGACACAUCAGCAGAUAGAGCUAGGUGAGAAGGAGAUAUAUUCAGAACCUCCUAGCCAAGGCAGAUCCAUGCUCAAGACAUUGCAGAAUAUCUACAGUCGCAAUGGAAUUAGUGGACUGUUCACUGGCCUUACACCACGACUUGUCAAGGUGGCACCAGCCUGUGCUAUCAUGAUCUCUACCUUUGAGUAUGGCAAAUACUAUUUUCACAGAUAUAACAGCCGAAAUCGUCACAAGACCAUCUCUCCGUUCUAGGAAGUAAAUAUGUUUGUGCAAACAUUUUUGAUGGCCAUAUUCAUGAAUUAAAUAUUGGCUAUGGCCAUAUUCAGUUUCAAAUAAUAUUUGGGUGAGGAUGUUCCAAAGUAUAUAUGCAACCAUUGAACACGUGAAGAAACAUUUAGAGAUAUACUUAUUCACAGUACACAAACAGAUAUCCCUGUACUUGAACGAAACUUGAGAACACCUUGGAUAUGGUUAUUUUUUGCUGUUUGACACUGAUGAUCAUUGCUAGUGGCCAUAUUCGAUGAUCACUGUUUUAUGCUCUUACCAUUGAAGUAGGUACAGGAAUGUGUGUAGGUAGUCACUGCACUGUGAUUUUACCCAUUUGCCCAGAAGAGGUAAGGAAAUCCCAUGGUGUUUCAUCUGCUUUUGUACAUUUUAUGUGGUUGGUGAGUUGCAUAAAUAAACCACACUGAGGAGUCAUUUUGUAGACAUAAAUAAGAUUGACAUCAUAAGAAGAAAAUUAAUUCACUGUUUAAAUUAACAUAUUUGGUACAGACUGUUUCUGAAAGUAUGAUUUCAUGACUGCAAAUGAAAAAUAAUACAGUGCUGAUUGAAAGUGGCAUGAAAUUACACUUUUACUUUGAGUUAGAUAUUUGUAAAUAUGGUAUUACACAUUUUUUCAAAGAAACUCUAAUUUUUGCCUCAAGUAUAACAAAAGAGACUUGGUUAGCUGGGAGGACAUGGAGUCCUGAAAUCAAGAAUUUCCAGUAAUGACUGAUAUAAUACUAAAAAGUACAUAAUUGUAAAAAUAAAAUUCUUGAAAAAGAAGAAGCUUUUUUUUUAACUGUGGUAGUACUGUGGUUCCUUGAUAAAAUGUUCAGAGGUUUGCACCAUGCAUAAAGUUAAGAAUUGCGUAUUUACUUCACAUAGUUUCACGGUUUUGUUAGAAGAAAAUGUUUGUGUGUGGGUAGAAUGGAAAAUAUUAUGUGGUACUUAUGGGUUGGUUGAAUAAGUGUGUGUGGAAAAAUGUGCUUCUGCUCAUUACUGUAAUUUUAUUGAUACACAUGGACCUCUGUAGUCUGUAGUUCAGAGGUGUGCAUAUUUCCUCAGUUCCUCCAUACAUAUGCUGUGAUAGUAAUGUAAAGAACGUUUUAGUCCUUAUGAUCAUCUCCGUAGAAUUCCAUAUAGUAAAGAUUAAUAACAGAAUUUGUCAUAUGAUAAUUCUAAAGAGGGAAGAAUAAUUAAUGUUGAUGUCAUGCACUGUCCUUGUCAACUGUUAA